AUGACCGACAAGCUCCCCCCUAACUUGUUGGCGCUCUUUGCCGCGCGACCGCCGCUGCGAUGGGUAGAACCCUCUGACCAUGCGCCUGAGAAGCGCAGGACAGCUCCCAUUGGUGGCCUCGCCGCUUUUCUGCCCGAGCUGCAGAAGUACAAGGAGACGGAUGACUACAAGCCUACCGAGAGCUGGCUGGAGAUGCGCGAUCGGAAAAAGCGAGAGCAGAAGGAGGCUGCUGCAAGCUUGGUGACCGAGGGACCAAAACAAUUCAAACCCAACGAGGAUCCCAACAUCCGUGGCGAUGCCUUCAAGACUCUCAUUGUUGCCCGUCUCAGCUACGACGCUGAUGAGCGUGAUUUGGAAAGGGAGUUUGGACGGUUUGGUCCCAUUGAACGUAUUCGCAUUAUUGUUGAUACCCAUGCCCACGAGAAGCCUAAUAAGAAGAAGAAGCCACACAGGGGUUACGCAUUUGUCGUUUUUGAGCGCGAGAAAGACAUGAGAGCUGCCCUGGAUGCUUGCGAUGGUAUUCGCAUUAAAGACAGGCGCAUCAAGGUGGAUGUUGAACGCGGCAGGACUGCCAAGAACUGGCUGCCUCGCAGGUUAGGUGGCGGCCUCGGUGGCCGAGGCUAUACUAGAGCAAUGCCCUCUCGUCCUGGCGGUCCUGGAGGCUUUGGAGGAGGAGGAGGCGGAGGCGGCGGCGGCUUCCGUGGCGGCUUCAAGGGAGGAUUCGAAGGUGGCCGAGGAGGCCGAGGCGGUUUCCGUGGAGGCUUUGGUGGUGGCCGUGGAGGUUUCCGAGGAGGCGGUGACUUUGGCCCCCGAGGAGGCGACCGAAACGGCGGCUUUGGAGCGCCCAACGGAGCGCCAUCCGGUCCUGGAGGAUUCGACCGACGAAAUGGAGGUGACAGGGGCUUCUCCGGUGGUGGGUAUGAGUCUCGUGGUGGACGCUCAUAUGAUGACAGAUCCGGCGGUCACCGAGAUGGCGGCGGUCGAUAUGGUGAUCGUGAUCGUGGCGACCGCGGUGACCGCGAUCGUGACCGAGAACGUGGUGACCGAGGAGACCGUGGCGACCGAGACCGCGAAGGACGCCGUACUGGCAGCAACAUGGAACCCAUUGGCCGCAGAGAAGGUGGGUAUCGUGACAGGGACAGGGACUACGAUCGCCCUCGCGACGAUGACAGCCGGAAACGAGGAUACGAAGGCGGUGGCUACGAAGAUCCCCGGAAACUGCGUCGCUACUAA
Molecule: messenger RNA, 1233 nt
Organism: Trichoderma breve
Lineage: Eukaryota; Fungi; Ascomycota; Sordariomycetes; Hypocreales; Hypocreaceae
Product: RNA recognition motif domain-containing protein
Exons: 4
Coding region: 1-1233 (410 amino acids)
Biological process (GO): mRNA splicing, via spliceosome
Cellular component (GO): U1 snRNP; precatalytic spliceosome; U2-type prespliceosome
Molecular function (GO): mRNA binding; U1 snRNA binding
Source: RefSeq, a predicted model, not a curated record